This is a messenger RNA of Pipistrellus kuhlii (Kuhl's pipistrelle), 2483 nucleotides long. It is a transcript of the gene NLRP10, whose product is annotated as NLR family pyrin domain containing 10. Gene Ontology annotation, cellular component: cytoplasm. NCBI's taxonomy places the organism in Eukaryota, Metazoa, Chordata, Mammalia, Chiroptera, Vespertilionidae. Bases 233 to 2134 code for a protein of 633 amino acids. The transcript is spliced from 3 exons. The record is from RefSeq and is a predicted model, not a curated record. Gene Ontology annotation, biological process: positive regulation of inflammatory response.
UUAUCAGUUCUGCCCACAGCCAGGCGAGGGUUAAUAGGGAGGGAGAUCUCAUUUCAUUUCCUGCCUCCACCCUCCAAUUAAAAUUGGUUCUUUUGCAUCUCAUUUCUAUUUCCUUCAGGUGUGACUCUCAGUCUCCAGAUCAGAGAUCUCCAGGCCUGGAGCCUUCUUGGGGAGGCAGACCUGAGAGCCUUCAUAGUCACAGGUCUGCACUUGACCCUUCACACCAAGUACCAUGGCCCUGGCCCUGGCCAACAACCCACAGGAGGCAUUGCUUUUGGCCUUGAGAGACCUGGACGAAAAUGACUUCAAGAUAUUAAAGUACCACUUACGGAACAGGACCCUGCUGCCCCGAGGGGAGCUGGAGGGCCUGAACCCGGUGGACCUGGCUUCUCGGCUGGUUUUGAUGCACGGAGCGCGGGACGCUGUGAAAGUGGUGUGCCAGGUGCUGGAGGGCAUGAAGCUGUUAGAGCUCGUGCACCAGCUCAGCCACAUCUGUCUAAACGAUUACAGAGACACAUACCGGGAGUACGUGCGCUGCCUGGAGGAGGGGCAGGAGGAGGGAGUGAGCCGCAGCUACACCCCGCUGCUGCUGGUGGCCUCGACCAGCCCCGGGAGCCCGGAGCCCGAGCAUGAGCCGGACCGCGUCCCGGUUGAGGCUCUGUUUGAUCCGGGCCAGCAGCCCGGCCCAGGCCCGGCGGCCACGGUGGUGCUGCAGGGGUCCGCCGGCACGGGCAAGACGACGCUGGCAAGAAAGAUGGUGCUGGACUGGGCCUCGGGCGCGCUGUACCGGGGCCGGUUUGACUACGUCUUCUACGUGGGCUGCAGGGAGGUGGGCCUGCUGCCGGAGGCCACGCUGGACCAGCUCCUGCGGUGGUGCUGCGGGGACAGCAGGGCGCCCGUGGCGGAGAUCUGGAGGCAGCCCGAGCGGCUGCUGUUCAUCCUGGACGGCUACGACGAGCUGCAGAGGCCCGUGGCCUGGGGGCUGCAGCGGCCCAGGCCGGCCCCCGCGCAGGACCUGCUGCACCGGCUCAUCCGGAGGGAGGUCCUGCCCGCCUGCUCCCUGCUCAUCACCACGCGGCCGCUGGCCCUGCGCAACCUGCAGGCCCUGCUCAGGCAGCCGCGCCACGUGCACGUCCGGGGCUUCUCGGAGGCCGAGAGGGAGCGGUACGUCCAGGCCUAUUUCGCGGACCGGGAGCAAGCCCAGAAGGCCUGGGACUUCGUCCGUGGGAACGACGUGCUCUACCAAGCGUGCCAGGUGCCGGGCCUCUGCUGGGUGGUGUGCUCCUGGCUGAAGGGCCGGAUGGAGAGGGGCGGGGAGGUCUCCGAGACGCCCAGCAGCGGCACCGACAUCUUCAUGGCCUACGUCUCCACCUUCCUGCCGCCCUGUGACAGCGAUGGGGCCUCCUCCGAGCUCACCCGAGAUGGGGUCCUGAGGGGCCUGUGCUCCCUGGCGGCCGAGGGGAUCCAACACCAGAGGUUCCUGUUCGAGGAAGCUGAGCUCAGGAAGCACGGGCUAGACGGGCCCAGCCUGGCUGCGUUCCUGAGCAGCCACGACUACCAGGAGGGGCUGGACAUCAAGAGGUUCUACAGCUUCCGCCACAUCAGCUUCCAGGAGUUCUUCCACGCCAUGUCCUACCUGGUGAGAGAGGACCAGAGCCAGCUGGGGGAGGAGUCCCUCCGGGAGGUGAACAGGCUGCUGGGCGACCCGGAGCAGGCAGAGGGGGAGCCGAUGACCCUCAGCAUGCAGUUCCUGUUGGACAUCUCCAAAAAGGAGAGCUCCUCCAACUUGGAGCUCACGUUCUGCUUCAAAAUCUCCCCCUCGAUAAAGCAGGACCUGAGGAACUUCAAAGAGCAGAUGACCUCUCUGAGGCAUCACAGGGCCUGGGAGUGGGACUUCUUCCUGAACGAGGCCAAGAUGAAGAGUCUGGCAAACUGUGUUCAGAUGAGCCAUGUGGCGCUGAAGGUGGAACAUUCCAAUGAAAAGAAAGCCACAAGCAGGAGCUCGUUUUCUGUCAGAACCAGCUUGAACAAUGACAAGAAAGAGGAGCAGAAAUGUCUGGAUGUGAACCAAGGGAAUGCAGCCGGGACACAACGGCAGGCUACUCCUGGGAAAGGCAGAGGGAAGAGGAAAUAGAGAGCAGGAGGGGAGGAGGGGAGGAGGAGGACAGGAAGUGCAGGAGUGGAAGCAUGAGAGCUGACGGUGGAGUGGAGAGACAGAAGGAGCGGGAAGACGGUAGAGAGGAAUGGAGAGAUGUGAGAUUGAAUCAGUGGGCACAAGGAGUGGAAGGAUGGAACAGCAAGCAGAAAAGAGGAGUAGGGAGAGGGCCCUGUGGAAUGAGUCCUUAGGCACAACCACACGUGUCCACAGGGCUCGGCAUUAGUUAUUUAGCACCGCCCACCUCCCCAAGGCUGUUUGUAAAUUCCCCAAAUGUAGUCUUAUGAUAGUCUCACAUUUGACUCUUUCCUAUAAAAAUAAACUCCUU